Messenger RNA from Canis lupus familiaris (dog), 12697 nucleotides. It is a transcript of the gene SLC49A4, whose product is annotated as solute carrier family 49 member 4. The record is from RefSeq and is a predicted model, not a curated record. Lineage: Eukaryota; Metazoa; Chordata; Mammalia; Carnivora; Canidae. Bases 1 to 1431 code for a protein of 476 amino acids. Gene Ontology annotation, cellular component: membrane; intracellular membrane-bounded organelle. The transcript has 9 exons.
AUGGGCGCGGGCUGGAGCAGCGAGGAGGAGCGGCAGCCGCUGCUGGGGCCCGGGCUCGGGCCUGCCGCGCCGGGGGGCGCCUGGAGGGGCCGCGGGGAGGCGGCGGCGGCGGCGGCGCCGGGGCCCGGGCGGGUGUACGGGCGCCGCUGGCUGGUGCUGCUGCUCUUCUCGCUGCUGGGCUUCGCGCAGGGCCUGGUCUGGAACACCUGGGGCCCCAUCCAGAACUCGGCGCGCCAGGCCUACGGCUUCUCCAGCUGGGACAUCGCGCUGCUCGUGCUGUGGGGACCCAUCGGCUUCCUGCCCUGCUUCGCGUUCAUGUGGCUGCUGGACAAGAGAGGUCUUCGGAUAACUGUGCUUCUGACAUCCUUCCUUAUGGUUUUGGGAACUGGUCUAAGAUGCAUACCUAUAUCAGACUUAAUGCUUAAAAGAAGACUAAUCCAUGGAGGACAGUUGUUAAAUGGAUUGGCAGGCCCAACAGUAAUGAAUGCAGCUCCAUUCCUCUCUACGACGUGGUUUUCUGCCGAUGAACGGGCCACUGCCACAGCUAUUGCAUCAAUGCUUAGUUAUCUCGGUGGAGCAUGUGCAUUUUUAGUUGGGCCACUUGUUGUUCCAGCCCCCAAUGGGACAUCACCUCUUCUUGCUUCAGAGACGAGCAGGACCCACAUUAAAGAUCUCAUAGAAACUGUAUUGUAUGCAGAAUUUGGAGUUGUCUGCUUACUAUUUUCUGCAACACUAGCUUAUUUCCCACCCCGGCCUCCACUCCCUCCCAGUGUUGCUGCAGCUAGCCAGCGAUUGAGUUAUCGGCGGAGCUUUUGUAGGUUAUUAAGCAACAUGAGAUUUUUGAUGAUUGCUUUAGCAUAUGCCAUACCACUUGGUGUAUUUGCUGGCUGGUCUGGAGUUCUGGACUUAAUUUUAACACCAGUGCACGUCAGCCAAGUAGAUGCUGGCUGGAUUGGAUUUUGGUCCAUAGUUGGAGGCUGUGUUGUUGGAAUAGGUAUGGCAAGGUUCGCAGAUUUUAUCAGGGGUAUGCUGAAAUUAAUUCUUCUCCUCCUGUUUUCUGGGGCUACGCUAUCAUCCACGUGGUUCACCCUGACCUGUUUGAACAGCAUCACACACCUGCCUUUAACCACAGUGACAUUGUAUGCCUCCUGCAUUCUCCUGGGAGUGUUCUUGAAUAGCAGUAUACCUAUAUUUUUUGAGCUUUUUGUGGAAACUGUCUACCCAGUUCCAGAAGGAAUUACUUGCGGAGUUGUCACUUUUUUAAGUAACAUGUUCAUGGGAGUACUUUUAUUUUUUCUCACAUUUUAUCACACAGAGUUGUCUUGGUUCAACUGGUGCCUUCCCGGGUCGUGUUUGCUCAGUCUCCUCCUCAUUCUGUGCUUCAGGGAAUCGUAUGACAGACUCUAUCUUGAUGUGGUUGUCUCAGUGUAAUAGCACAGACGUGCAGGAGUUUAAAAAGGGACUGGAAAUCAUACUGCAUACUGCACAUUUGCUUGGAGUUGCACACCUCUAACGGGAAAAAAAAGGAGAAGAGAGAAACUUCAUUCAGAGGUUCUAUUAGGUUACAGAUGAUCACAUGCAUUUCAUGACUACUAGGUAAUAAUAAUGUGGGACUGGAGUGAUAAUAGGGAAUUGAAAGACUAUAAAUGGCACACCCGUGCCUAGCUCUGGGGUUGGAAGUGUGGAUAUCUUACACAUAAAGCACUAAGAAAUAAUGCCCUCUCUGUUUUGUGCCAGUGCUAAACUACUGAUUGACUCAUUGUAAUUAUGGAAAGAAAUAAAGGGUAUCUGUCAAACACCUUACCUAAGUCACAUAUCAGAAUAGGAAGAAAUGCCACUAACUUCUAAAGAAGUUCAAACCCUAUAUCAGAUUUUAAUUAUAAAGUAGCCAAGAGGUAUAUCGAUGAUAAAAAUUAGCCACAUGUACACUACGUUUUUUCUAAUAAAGCCAUUUCUUAUAUGACUCCUUAUUUUUAAUUAGGUUGGAAACCUUUGGCCAUCUUUACUAUGGUGAGCAAGUGCUUCCCAGUGACUUCAGAGCACUUUGUGUCUCGAUCUCAACUUAUCCUUGUUUCUGUGAAAUACAAUUUCAUCUACUAGGCUCUUAAAUAAUUAUAUUAAAGGUGACUAAAUGUUCAGUAUAGUUGCAUUAAAUGUUGUAUGAAAAAUGUAACUACGUUCUGAUUUAGCACUUUGUUAAAAGUGAAAUGACAAAUCACAUAGAACAUUCUGUGUCUUCAGCCUAUAUAUAUAUAGGAUAUAUAUAUAUAUAUAGUGGCAUGGGAUGUAAAGUCCAGCACCAGCUGUUAUUUACUAGGGUUGCAUUUUAUUAAAUGACCCUUGUUUGAAAAUAACAAUUUAUAACCUUGAAACUUCCAAAUCUGUUGAGUGAUUUCUGAAUUACAUUCUUGCAUUUCAAUUCAGGUUGUAAAAUAUUCGAUUCUGUCUGGAGUCCAUACAUUUGAGAAGGUGAUAUUUUGCCCAGUACCUGUUUUCUUUGUAUGGAUGAUAGCUUUUUUAAAAAUGACAGUUACUCAUUGGACAGCUCUCAGACAUGUAUUUCACUGUGACAUAAAAUAUGCUCUGGUGGGAUUAUGAUAUUGCUUACACUGUUCACAUUUACAUAAUUCCCCUUGCCCAGGAAAACCAAAUUUUUUCCAGAAAGACAAGAACAGUACUUUUCUUCACCUUCAUUAUGCUCAGCUUCCUUCAACCCCCACCCCCGCCUUUUUUCCCCCCCUCACUUGAAAUUACAUCUUCAUUGUCAGGUAAAUAUAUAUUUCAUUUGUCUUUCUCUGGACAGAGUGCAGGCCAGCUCCUUCCCUUAGCCAUGGUGGUAAAAUGUGGUUAGAUCUAGUUAGCACUCAGCUCUGCUCAUGUCUGCGCACGUGCACACACCAUCACAUGCAGUCCCAAACGCCCCCGCCCUCCUUCACAAGUCCAAGGCUGUGUGUCAAUUCACCUCGGUCUUGGAGGAGGAUCUAAGCCGCCUUCUAAGAUCCUAAAUUGUGCUCCUUGGAAAGUCAGAAAACCCUCACAUUCAGCAUGUCUUCUGUCACCUUUAAAUCAGUCCCUUUAUAACCAUCCUACUAUCUUAGCAUCAAGAACCGAAGGAACUAAGGAACUUGCUAAAGAGAAGCAAAAGACCCUGAAGGGGAGGCUUAGUUCCAAGUUCACUCUCUCAUUCUUAAAUGAAAGGAAACCAGAAUUCUUGAAGAUGAUUGAAAACCAGCCACUAGAGAUAGGAGCAGUCCACGACCCAGUGCUAAAAUAACCACCACCCCUUCCUGUUUGGAUAAAAGACAGACAGAGAAGAAUUCUGAAGUAUUUGGUUUUAGUCAGAACUGUUGGUUGUGGACACUCUAUAUGAAAUCUUACCAUAUAAUAAGAUGUGAUAUAGAACAUUUUAAUUAUAGUUAUUCUCCUUUUAAAACGAAGCAAAGAAAAACACUUUAAAAAAUAUUACCUGAAUGACUAGUUCCGUGACAUCCCAAGUGGGUAGUGAUUAAAAAUUCCUGCGUUGUCCCAGACACCAACCGUUGUUUUUAGACACAUGAAAUGAGUCCUUGCAUCUCAUCUGUUCUAUCUGCUUUCCCCUCUGGCAGACACUUGUUCUAAUCACAAACUACAACUGUUUUAAGCUAUCACAGUUUCCUGUAUCAAUCCUGAUAGAACCAAAGGGGCUUCGGAGGUGGGGAGAGGAUUACAUGUUAUUCAUUUACCUGAAUGUUUCAAGUCAUACACAUUUUUUACUUUUUGUUGUUAUUUCUAGCAUGCAUCAGAAUAGACCAGCUGUUGUCUUUGAACUUUCUAAACAAACACUACAGAGUCUUAAUGAAAUUCUAUAAUGAAAGAAGUCUGAGCCCUCCAUUAAGCCAAGCCCCUCAUUUUAGGAUUCAUAGAAACAAUCCCACAGAGGUUAAGGGUCUUGCUCAAUGAAGGUCGCAAUCCUAGUUAGAACCAACUGAAAUCCACACUUUCUGACUCCCAAAGCAGGGUCCUUCCCCACCUCACAAAUCUGCAGCUUAAUUUCGACAUUUUGGGGGUGUCCGUGAGCACUCCUCCGUGUUCAUACAUACGGGGCUUAAGAGCAAGUCACAUUAUUUGAGUAUGGGAAGUACAGGGAUCCAGUUGAGGUGACGGGUUUUUAAGUAGGAUCAUUCCGUUUUCUUCAUCCUGUUGGUGCUCUAACAUCCCUAAGUCUUAGCUUGCAGGGACAUGGUAUAAAAAGAUUCUGAUGAAUAAUUCAACCCUCAUAAACCAAAUCAACAGCAUUAAUUGGUAAGGACAUGUUAUAGUGUAAGUUCCCUGUGGCUUAUCAAUGAAUACUUCACAGUUUAUGGGAAGAAACAUUUUUUAAUAUGGUCCAUGGUCAAGAUACAGGAACAAGAUAAUUACAUGCACAAAUGCACUUCACUGGAGGAUGGAGCUAAUAAAAUAACAAGAGGGAAUCAAGUACAAGUAGGAUUUUGUAUAUUUAAGCAUAUAGGGCUUAAGAGCCAAGCUUUAUCAUAGAUCAUAUAUUUAUGCUUAAUUAUUGAGAAUGUUUACAGCUUGUUUUUAUGAAGCCCUUCUAAUGAGGGAUUCAAGCUAAGAGAUUUUAAAUUGAAGAGAUUAAAUUCCCAUCUACUUUAAAUUAGGUUUUUUUUACUAUUAUUUUUACUAAAAUCUAGGCAUUCAUCUUGCUGUUUGCAUAAGUAGAAGCUGCAUUUUAAACUCAAGAUCAAAUACAAAUGCACAGUAAAUUUGCUUUAAAUUAACGUUAAAAAUCAUAUUAAUUCCACACUGCUGCCUAAAAUAGUAAGUACGGGAGUUACUGUGAUUAUGCCAUCUUAUAUAGCAAGUGCAAAGCUGUGAUAUGAAGAAAGUGCCAUAUUAAAAAAAAGAAACAUAUAGAAAACCACAAGGAAAUUUGAUGACACCUAUUUUGUGGAUAUAGGAAAAAUAGACUUCCCCUUUAAUUUGGAAUUAACAGAAAGGGCCAAAUUAAAGCUUAUUUCCAUAUUAUCAAACAGUUCGCCAGUCUGUUAGAAAUAUAUAAGCAAUAUUCUGAGGGCAUGUAGUGUUGGACCAUCCUAGAAGAACAAAAGUUGACAGGGAGAUUUUUGGGGUGCCCUCUUAACAGCAUCCACUGGGUACUUUGUACUCAAUGGAGGUAGUUGUGUGCUCAGUAAGCAGACACCUAGGCUACCCCGAGCAUGCAUGUCCUUUCAGGUGUCUUAGACUCUCCUAGGUCUCUGCUUCCUUGAACUGACUUCUGGCACAGGCUUCACCCUGAACCCCUCCCUGAGCUCAAAGACGAAAACCCAGUCUCAUUCUUGACUACUACUAAGGCCAUAUGCCUGGGCUUCCCUCUCCUGAGCAAGUAAGUCCAGAGAGAUUUAACAGUUCUUCCCACAGCCAGCCUGUUAGACUGUUCCCUGAAAUGGUAAUGACAAAGGUCUCUAACGAGCUCCUCUAGUUAGUGCUUGUUGCAUUUUAGAAUAUGGACUGAUCAGAUUGCUUUCUGUAGUCUUUCUGUUGUGCCUUAUAAUCUAGAAGGCCUCAAAUAAUAGCUUUUCCAUCUCAACCCACACUCAAAAAGUGAGAGCAAAGGUUACUCCACCCUAGCGGUUCUGUUCAUUCACCAAGGGAGAAUUACAGUUUGGUGUUCUUUUUUUAAACAACUAAAAAGUGAAAGCAUGGAAUUCAUUUCAGCAACUUAAAAAAAUGAUAGAAACACAUCAAACCACUUUAGCUCUAACUGCACAUCACAGUGCUCUCAGGGUUCUUGGCUCUUCCGGUCUGCAGGGGAGGCUUCUACAGUCUUGACCAGAAUGGCAAGAAUGACUUGGAGACACUUUAAAUUUACCUAAAUGUUAAAAAGUGAUACUUCUACUUAAUACAACCUAAUUUAGGCUUUUUCUAAUUCAGAUUGAUUUUCUUCCCAGACAGAUCAUGGAAUCAAAGGAAUGAUCUAAUCCAACUACCUCAUUUUACAAAUUAACAGAGAACCUUUUAGGUUCAAUGCCACAGCCAAGUUUUAGCAGGUAAUGUCAGUCCUAGAUCAGCAUUCUUUCCAUAAGUGAUCAAUGUAACCAGAAAUAAACUUUUAAGUAAUUUUUUCAUUUCUUUUAAACUUUUGAAAAUUAAAUGCAUGAAGGUAUAUCCAUUAUGAAAUACCCAGUACAGAAAUAGAGUGAAGUCUACCUCCAUACAAACAUGUGCUGACUAUCCAUUCCCCUUUUCCAAAGUAUUUUUUAUUAAUCCUUUCAGAAAUUUUUCUAUGAAUUUGCAUACAUAUAGAGAAACUUAGAAGGGAUUAAAAAUUAAGUCAUCUAGGGAACUAUUUCUUAGACCAUGGUGGCAUUAGCUUUUUUGGACCGAAGGAGGAGCUUCUGAGAUCCUUAUUUCUCUCCCAGAUGAGUCUAUAUCAAAUGAGUGGUUAACAGAGACAUUUCACAGACCUGGUUGUGUACGUACCAUCAAACUCUAUCACAUCCUAAAGUUUAAAACUGAAUUCCAAUAUGCAAUAUUCUGUUUUUCUUAUUACAAAUAGAGUUUCUGUUUUUAUGUUAUCAACUAGGGCCCAUGCACUGCAAGAGAAGAAAGUGAAUGACCCACACCCGAAGUCCAAAUCUAUUUUCUUGACAGCGCUUCCCUGGCUCUUCGUCUCAGCAGAGACAUGCAACAGUGUGGAAAGCAGAGUCAAGAGAAUAAACUGUGUAAAUCCAUUUUUUUAAACAAUAGCUAAUGAAGAUUCCGGUGAUCCUUCCUAUUUUCCUGGUCACCUUCCUUAGCUAUACUAACUCUCACGCUAUCCAUAAAACUGAUGAAUUGUAGUAGGACAAGAGCGUAGCUUGGUUUGGUCACCUCUUCCUUCACUGCCCUCCUUCCCAUCCAGCUUUCCCCUUUCGGGUUACAUCUUCUGACUUAUUCCUGACAAUGCUUGAAAGCAAGCUGCGUGAAACCCAGAUUUUCUGAGUUACCACAUUAGAGAGGAAGCUGGCCAGUUUCUUCAUGAACUAGGCUAGAGAGACCCAGGAGCCUCCGGGCCUGGCACAUGUCUCAGGCCUAGUGUCUUCAGCUGUUUGACCUUGAGCAAGUCAUCUCAUUUCCUGUUUAUCAUAUCUCUGAAAUAAGGAAGCAAACAAAGAUAUUCCCUCAGGUCUCUUCCAGUUCAAAAACUCAGGUGCGUUCUUAUUUCAGUAGGAAAAAAGAACGGAAGCGGUCUCUAAAAUUGCCAAGCUUCCCGGUGGCUCCAUGUUUCCAUUUUGCAGUGGGCCUCCUCCUGUGAACACAUGGACUGUUCCACUGCACACCCAUUUGACAAGAAUAAUUGGCUUUUUCAUUGUCUGUGCUAGGAGAUAAGCUACAGGUGCUGUUUAUUUCCCCCAAAGGACUUGGUAUGUGAAAUGCAGGGUUUAUUAAAUGUAUCAAACACAGUAAGAGAAAGACCUGCCAUCUGAUGUUGAGAUGGCGUUCUCGGGGCCAGGUCAGAGCCCUGCAUUUGCUCGCUGGAGUCAGGCCCAACCAGGAAGCCAUCCUUUGUCUUGGUUUGAUUCAUUGUGAGUCAGUGACAGGUUAGCACCUGUCGAAAUCAAACUGUCAGAUCAGAUGGUAAACCCCAUCCCCAAACGUGUAUUUCUAGAGUCCAUGGCACCAAAGAAUUGUAAGUUGCUUUGCAACUGUGUCAUCCUCUGCUGGGCCACAUCCUGUCAGCAGAGCUGUGCACAUCUCUUGCAGAGUGAGAGCAGAGGCUCAGCAUGUCAAGGCCUGAUCUGUUCGCAGGUGUUAGUGAACAAGGCUUCACUGAAGCUCCGAUGUGAGCACAGCCACUAGCAGAGAAACGAAGCAAAAGAAGUGACCAGGCUGGGAGUCAGGAGGCCUGGGUCUCCCUCCAUCUCUGUCCCCACGGCAGUGGCCGAGCACCCUUGGGGCCUUUGGCAAAUCACUCUUCCUCUCGGACUUCGACUUCCACACUUCUAAAUUAGGGUGAGAGUAGGUGUUUCGUUUGGCUGAAGAGUUUUCUACGCCUACUGGUCACACAUCACAGAAAGUAGAAAACAAUAAUAGAGUGCAAGACCUAUCCGCCAGUACUUCCAGUUCUACGUUAUCAUUUCAGAUAAUGAGGGACUUCUGCAAGGCCCUGUUAGAGAUGUGUUACAGGUGUCGGGCAGUGAGAGGAACUCUCAGGCCGUCAACAUGGCCUUUGUUCCUUCACUCAUCCUUCUGCUCUUUCUGUAUGCGGAGUCAUGAUAGGUGUGCAGUGUGUGCCUGUGAACGAGAAUCAGAAAAACAAGAUGUUUCUUUCCUCCGGGACCUUUCGGACAAAUUUGAGAAAACCAAAAAUAUUCUCCCAAACUAACAAUUAAAAGAAAUAAUGAAAAAAAAAAAAAUAAAAAAAAAAUAAAAGAAAUAAUGACAGUUUCCCACAUCCUUAAUUAUGCACAGCGGGAACCCAAAUCUCUUUCUCAUACCACCAUUAACCAUGACUGAUGUCAAGGAAAGGGUACUUUGCCCCAUUGAAAUUUUUAUCAUAGAACCUGUAUCAAUCUGAGAGCAGAGAAUCAACGUUGGCAGUAGGAAUCCCAAACCUCACCACCGUGGCUGGGUUACUAGUCCUUCAGGAAGUCGGGAAGACUGUUGGCACCUCCAUCUUCCUCUAAAGACAGAUUUAACAAUUGCACGCACACUAGGACACACGUAUUCGUAAGGCCUUGUUAGUCUCCUUUCUGAGGGGAAUUUGAAUGUUAACACAGAACAAAGACUAACCACCAAAAGGGAGGGUUUCUAAUGCGAGAACUUGGGACUUGAGCUAGGUAGAGAAGGUCUAGUCUGGGGACUGGAGACUGUGGGAGCCCUCCAGCUCUCUCCUGUGAGGGAAGGAACGUCAGCACACUUGAUGCAUCGCUAGUCAAGUCCUGGCCUCUGAAGACUUGGCAGAAACCCAAAGAAUGCUCAAAAAGGGCAGGUUUUAUUUCCGCAAGAUGGUUUUAUUUACUGCAAAUGUCCCCAACUUCAAAUUUGUCUCUAUCUCCACCAGAAACGUUAUCAUUUUGGAGGCUUAUGAAAAUUAAGUCCUAGGAAAAUUCUGCCUCCCUCUUCCUAAGUUGCAUCUACAAGUCCCAAACAAAAUCGCUUCCUUGACCUGCACACAUACCGUGCUAUUCCCCCUUGGGUCUGUGACUCAAAGGGGCCAGCAGAAGUCAUGAGAAGUGAUUGCUCCCCCCUCACCUGUCAUAGCAGGUGGACAGGGCUUGCCCGGGAAUUUAGCUAAGCUUGAGGUGUGUAGGGUGGUCUCUUUCUUCUUAUUUCUUUCCUCCGCUCACUAAUUCGCAUUGUAUUGCUCUUCCGAUCCGUAAGUUAUGGCCUAGGAAGUGUUUUCGUGAGCUAUGUAGAUGUCUCCCACGGAGCCAUCCCUCUCCUCUAUAAUCCCACUGUCCUUUCAGCCUAUGCCCUAGAAUCCUUGCUCCAUGCCCCCAGGAAAGUGGUUACCCUUGCUCUUUGCAGGGGAAAAAAAAAACAUCAACUGAUAUCUUACCCCUGACACCUCACCCUCUUUUAUCCCAGAGAAGCCCUUCCAUAUUUGUUGUCUUUUCCACUCAGGCUCAGUGUAGACCCCCAGGCGGGACAACUGCAUGCUACCUUCUGUCGCCUGUAAUUGUCCUUCCACCUAUCUGAGGGAAAGCUUAUUCUGAUGAACCAGCUCCAUCCAGUCUUUUUUUUCAAUAUUGCUCUACCAGUAAAUUCUUUGUUAGCUAGGUCCUGAAACUUAUGUCAUAUUUUUUUAACUUUGAUUUUUUUCCUUACGGAAUUGCUUCUUUUAUCUUAGAGCAGACUAUGAUCUUUUUCCUUAUGCGUACUUAAUAAUACAAUUUGAACAUAAUGGAACAUUCUAAAAUAAAGUCAGGCAGGGACUUCAUCAUAGCCCAUAUUAAAUGCCGAGGGGUAGAUCAUAUUAAAAAAAGAAACAAUCUAGGAGGCUGGGUGAAGGAGGCUGGAUCUUGUAAUUCAGCUGGUACAUUUGGGGCCCCUGCUGUAUGCUGAGCACCGUGCUACCUACUGAGGAUGCAAAAACAAAUGUGAUAGUGUCCUGGCCCUCACAUUCAUUUUCUGAUGAGUCCAUUCACAAAAACUGUAAUUCAAAGCUAGGAACACACCCUCCCCCCACUCCAAUGCUGCUAGAAGUUUUGUAGCUUAUUUCUACAACUGUCCAUGGUACCUUACCCCGUUUGGAAGAAUAUGUUCUAAAUCCUGUCUUCUUGGGCCAUUACAAAUCCAUGCAUGCCCCUCAUCAAUGAAUGGAUAUAUGUAAGCUCCACACAGUAUAAAAUACUCCUGGCCAGCUUGGAAGGGAAAGGCAGAGAAAGCUGUUUUGACGACUUGAGAAGAGGGGGAAAGGUUUUAGGGAAAGCUUGCAAGCUUCCAAAGAUUUCCGAUCUGUUAGUGCUCAUUCAGACAUGGGAUUAGGCAGGGGGGAGAGCCUUCUAGCAAGGAGGAGACAAGGCCACGUAAGGAGGCCCAGGAGAGCACCGUGGAAGAGUUGGUGAGACGUAAGCCAGGCCUCUGGGCAUUUGUUAAUGUCUCUGCUGAGCAAAAGUGGAGGAGGAGGUUUGGAGGCAGAGCUGUAGUUGAAGCAGAUUCUGGAAAACAGCCCUGAAACUGGCUUAGUCUCACUGAGUCAUCUGGGCCAGCCUCCUGCCUCCAAGUACAUCCUGCCUGUAGCAUGUCUGGCCCACUGCUUUCUCAGCUCGAGAGGGAUGGAGACUCUACAACCUGCUCAUCUUCUGUUCCAGGGCCAUUCCCCAUUUGCACUGAUAAGUUCUUGUUUUCAAAGAAUGGAGGCCAGAGGGGGGUGCUCAAGAAAUAGGGUGGUAGAGGGAGGCAGCAGAACACAUCAAGUGAAGAGGAAUUGUGGUGGUAAGGAGAGAGCCCCCACAUUUCCCCUUGGCGCUCACAAGCCCACGGGAGCCCUAGAAGGCGGGCCAGCCACCUGGGACCCCCACCCUCACAGAUGCCCUGUCUGGCACAGCGGGGUAUCCCGUUCAGCUCUGAGAAAGCAGUGGGCACGUAGACAUCCACAGCCUCCCAAGAGGAACCCUGUUUUAUUCAAAAGGCUGUAACUUUAACAGUCAGUCCCCCCUCCCUUCCAUCCCCCAAGGAAUGUGCUGCAAGUGAAGGCAAUGCCUUCAAUACCUGUUGUGUUUCCUUCGCUCUACCAGAAUAGUUACUUCUCAUGCCAAUUUUGGGAUGCAAAGAGAUCCUAAGUAGUCCAAGUAGACUUAGAUCCAAGUAAAGUUCCCAUCUCUUGCUCCAUUCAGACUUCUCCGGCCACCUCCACCCUCUCAGUCACACUCCUAGAAGCCAGCCAGAAAGCCUGUCCUACAGAAAUCACUCUCCCAAAGCCCAAGCUCUUUGUUCUACUGUUCCUAAGCCACCAUGAUUUGGUCUAAUUUUAUACUGUGCGUAGUUGUCCGGCCUACAUGGCUGUGCUGUACCUGACAGAGGAGGAAGGCAAGCAGAGGCCGGGCAGGGUGGUGGGUCUGAUGGCUGCAGAAACAGAACCAAGGCAGCCCCCUCGGCCCCCCGGAGCAGGAGCCUGCAAUGGUCCGUGGCCACCACCGUCCAAACCGGAGGACCUAGUGUGCCAAACAGGCCCCUCCACUCCCAUUCCUCGGGUUUCCUUAGGUCACCCUGCCUUGGGCCUUGAGCCUCCUCUGGGCUUGAGUCUCAUUCCUGUUCGUGCCCUCCAAUUCCCUCCUGUUCGUCCCAGGCUGCAGUGAAGCCCCUGCUUCCUUUCAGUCUAUGGGAAAACAAAGUCCUUUCCUGCCAGGAUCCAGGUCCACCCUGGGAAUAGUUUUUGGCUGAAACUGCCACAGUUAAACACAAGAAGUUCUGGUUGCCAGAGCGAAAUAGUGUUCCAGCAGGAUGCAGCCCACUCCCCGCUUCUGGGGCUCUAAGGAGGAGAAUGGGUCAGAGGAGGACCGAGGAGAGACCUGGUGAUCCCUUGAGAUUCCUCCCAGCUCCAGAACCUGAUUUUUUUAAAUGGCAACACCAAGAUCUAGGGAACACAAAGGUGCAGUCUCCUUGACAGCAGGUGCCCCGCCUCCUAGGACACCCCCUGGGCCUGGGCAAACUUCCUCUUCCCAGCACAAGACAUGGCAUAAAUAUGAACAGGUGCAGGGUGGGGGUGGGGGAGUAGCUUAAAAUCUGCCCACCCUGAGACUUAGUGCUGGGGGUGUGGUGUGCAUAUCCACUGGCCUGGCUCCGUGACCCGGUGGGUCUAUGCGACUGUCAAAGCAUGAGUGCGUGUGAUAAAUGCCCCUCUGACACUCGUCACGAUUUAGGAAGCGUUCUGUGCAUUUUUAAACAAUUCUUACCAUGUAAAGAUUGUAUUACAUUUUAAUAAAAGAAAUUUUUUUGCAUUUUACUUUUUUAAUAUUUGGGAUUUUAUAGACUUUUAUUUUAUGGCCAAGUUAUACUUUUGUAAGGAAAUGUUGAAGUCUUGAGUAUUUUUAUUUUAAAACUAUAGUUCAUGUCAACUGUAAGCACUGAUAAAUAGCAUUCAUAUGCAAUUUUCCCUCCUUUUCAUCGGGUCUUUUUAAGAAACUAUGUUUUGGUGAAGCAUUUGAUUUAAAACUCUGCUUCAUUUUACACGUUGUGAAUACUGAAGAUUCUGAAAAAUAAAGAUGCAUUAAAAACCUCUGUGCUGUUA